This is a messenger RNA of Kluyveromyces marxianus DMKU3-1042, 810 nucleotides long. RefSeq names its product Kar1p (gene KAR1). Bases 1 to 810 code for a protein of 269 amino acids. The transcript has a single exon. The record is from RefSeq and is a predicted model, not a curated record. NCBI's taxonomy places the organism in Eukaryota, Fungi, Ascomycota, Saccharomycetes, Saccharomycetales, Saccharomycetaceae.
AUGAGUUCGUUACCCAACUUUCUUAAUCUGGGAACUCCACAGCGAAAAGCUAGUGAUUCACGAAUAGAACGGAUCAACAAGUUAUUCGACGCGAAGUUUAAAGAUGAGGCAUCGGUAGUCUCGAACAAUAGCACCAGUGUUGUAAAUGACAUCUUCGAACCUUAUGACAUGCACGAAGAAGAUGCAACUGUCAAGUAUAGACAGGCUUCCAGCCGACUUUCCCCCUCAGUAGAUUCGGUAAGCUCAAACGAAGGGUUUGGUGACGAGAUAAAUUCGCGAUUUAUGCCAAAGCUGCGAUCGAAGCACAGCAUAGUGGAACUAUCGCAACAUAGUACUCCAAAAAAAUCCAUAGCUAUUUAUGAUAAUCCAAUCCCGAAACGAAGAGUUCUGAAAGAGAAACUUGGUGAGCCUUUACCUCUACCGUACCUUGACCCAAAGAAACCUGUAGACGUUGGCACAGACCUUGAAACAAGAUGGAACACAAUAAUUUCCACUGCUAAGGUACGGCAAAAGAAGAAGCCCUUACUCAAUAAUACUAAACCGGCCCAAGUUGAAACUGCGGAGCCUAGGCUAAGGUCAUCGUCAGUACCUCAACGGAUAAGAAUACCAUCAAAGUCAGUCAUUGAAUCCAAUAGAGAGUAUACCGAUCUUGAAACACAACUAAAAAAUACCAGCGUCAAAUUAGAUAAGUUAAUUGAACUUUUGCAAAACAAUCAGCAGGCCAUCAAUAACAAAUACGAGCCUUUUAUCUGGUUAUUCUGUAUCAUUAUUCUCAUACUUUGCAACGUAUGGGUGUAUCAUUACCUGUAA